Sphaerulina musiva SO2202 is the source of this 1764-nucleotide messenger RNA. Its product is annotated as GABA permease. The record is from RefSeq and is a predicted model, not a curated record. Bases 4 to 1683 code for a protein of 559 amino acids. Gene Ontology annotation, biological process: transmembrane transport. The transcript is spliced from 2 exons. Lineage: Eukaryota; Fungi; Ascomycota; Dothideomycetes; Mycosphaerellales; Mycosphaerellaceae. Gene Ontology annotation, molecular function: transmembrane transporter activity. Gene Ontology annotation, cellular component: membrane.
CGAAUGGACAGCAUGAAAAGAAGACUAUCCGCCAUUGGCGGCGGCGGCGAUGGCGGAGGAGUAAAAGCGGCGCGCACCAACUCCAUCUCGGCGCAAAACGCCGCCGCAGACCUGGCUCAAAUGGGCUACAAAAGCGAACUUCCACGCAGUCUAAGCAUGUUAUCCAUUCUCGGAAUGUCCUUUGCCAUCAUGGCCGUGCCCUUUGGUUUAUCCACCACCCUCUACAUCACUCUCACCGACGGCCAAUCCGUCACCAUCAUCUGGGGUUGGGUUUUGGUCUCCCUCAUCUCCCUCUCCAUUGCCGCUUCCCUGGCCGAAAUUUGCGCCGUGUAUCCAACUGCCGGUGGAGUGUAUUACUGGAGUGCAAUGAUGUCGACGAAAAAAUAUGCUCCAAUUGCCUCGUGGAUUACGGGAUGGUUGAAUUUGGUGGGGAAUUGGACGGUGACGCUGUCGAUAAAUUUUUCGGGCGCCCAGUUGAUUUUGAGUGCCAUUAGUUUGUACAAUGAAGAUUUUGUCGCGAGUGCCUGGCAGACGGUUUUGAUGUUUUGGGCGUGGACGUUGGUCUGUUUUGGAGUGAAUGCGUUUGGGGCAAAGUAUUUGGAUCUCAUUAACAAAGUCUGCAUCUACUGGACGGCCGCGAGCGUGCUCAUUAUCAUGAUUGUCUUGCUCUCCAUGUCCGACACCUACCGCUCCGGAGAAUUCGUCUUUACCCAUUACGAUGCCAGUGCGAGCGGAUGGCCGGAUGGAUGGGCAUUUUUCGUGGGCUUAUUGCAAGCAGCGUACACGCUGACGGGAUAUGGAUUGGUAGCAUCCAUGUGCGAGGAAGUGCAGAACCCAGCACGAGAAGUGCCCAAAGCAAUGGUCUUAUCCGUUGCAGCAGCCGGAGUCACAGGAGUCAUCUACCUCAUCCCGAUCCUCUUCGUCCUCCCCGACGUCGCCACCUUAUUAGACGUCGCCAGUGGCCAACCGAUCGGAACGCUCUUCAAAAUCGUCACAGGCUCCACCGGCGGAGGCUUCGGUCUCCUCUUCCUCAUCCUCGGCAUCCUCUUCUUCGCCGGCGUAGGUUCCCUCACCGCCGCAAGCCGAUGCACCUACGCUUUCGCUCGAGAUGGAGCUCUCCCCGGUAGCAAAUGGAUCGGAACCACCAAUUCCACCUUGAACAUUCCCCUCUGGGGUCUCGUCCUCUCCACCGUCGUCGACUGCCUCCUCGGGCUCAUCUACUUUGGCUCCACAGCCGCUUUCAACAGUUUUACGGGAGUAGCAACCAUCUGUCUCUCCUGCGGCUACGGUCUCCCCAUUCUCGUCUCUGUCCUGCGAGGUCGCAAAAUGGUCCAACAUUCCACGUUUUCUCUCGGGAAAUUCGGCUUUGCAAUCAAUAUUCUUUGCCUCGCGUGGAUUGUUCUUGCUAUUGUGCUUUUUUGUAUGCCUGUUAGUUUACCCGUCGAAGCCUCCUCCAUGAACUACGCCUCAGUAGUCUUCAUCUCCUUUGCAACGCUGAGUCUGAUCUGGUAUCUCAUCAACGGCCGAAAACAUUUCACGGGUCCUCCUGUUGUAAUCCAAGAUGCGGAAGAAGCUGCUACGCUCGAAGGGCAAAAACCUCAUGCUCUUGGUGAUGGGGGAGAUGGAGAAUUGGGUCUUGAUGGAGAGGCGGUGGGGGAGAAACAGGGGUGGAAAGUUCGGUAGAUUUUGUUUUUUGUAUAUGACUAUAAAGGUAUGUAUAUAAGUGGUGGAUGAGAUGAGAUGAAUAGAUGGAUAGGUGGUAGG